Molecule: messenger RNA, 1188 nt
Organism: Malassezia restricta
Lineage: Eukaryota; Fungi; Basidiomycota; Malasseziomycetes; Malasseziales; Malasseziaceae
Product: chitinase
Exons: 1
Coding region: 1-1188 (395 amino acids)
Biological process (GO): chitin catabolic process; carbohydrate metabolic process
Cellular component (GO): extracellular region
Molecular function (GO): chitin binding; chitinase activity
Source: RefSeq, a predicted model, not a curated record
AUGCCAUUCCAUCUACGCAGUAAACUAGCCAACGUGUUCCAUACAUCGUCCCACGGCGGGCCGGACAGGCAGGUGCAAGUGGCCUACUUCCCUAAUUGGUCGAUCUACCAGAAAGGCUACAAGCCCGAGCAUGUGCCGGUCCAGCACUUGACGCACAUUCUGUACGCGUUUGCCAACAUCAAAGACAGUGGUGAGGUAGUAUUGUCAGAUGAAUGGGCUGAUCGUCAGAUCAAGUACGAUGGCGAUCAAGAGCACGAUGGGGCUAUGUUUGGCAAUUUGAACCAGUUUCUUCAGCUCAAGAAACAGCACAGGCACCUAAAGACGCUGCUAUCCAUUGGUGGCUGGUCGUAUUCAGGCAGCUUCUGUGGCAUGAAUGACGCAGCCAAGCGUCAGACAUUCAUCGAAUCUGCCGUCAAGCUCCUGGCAGACUGUGGCUUUGACGGCCUUGAUAUUGACUGGGAGUACCCCCAGUCCGACAUGGAAGCGCAAGCGUACGUCCAGCUUCUGUCAGGGCUGCGACGCGCCCUUGACGAAUACGGUCAGCGUGCUACCCCGAAUGAUCCUCACUACCUUCUGACGAUCGCAGCACCAUGCUCGCCACAGAAGUAUCAAAUCCUCAAGCUGAAGGAUAUGGAUAAGUAUCUUGAUUUUUGGAAUCUGAUGGCGUACGACUUCAGUGGUAGCUGGGACCAGGUGGCGAAUCAUCAGGCGAAUCUCUAUGGUGGGGCAAUUUCCGUGUCGAAAGCCGUGGAUGACUACAAACAUAGAGGCGUGCCGCUCAACAAGAUGGUCCUGGGCAUUCCCGCAUAUGGCCGUGGCUUUGUCGGUACAGGCGGCCCAGGUCAGCCAUAUCGCCACGCAAGUGAAACAGAAGGUGGCACGUACCUGUACAAAAAUCUUCCGCGUCAGAAUGCGCAAGAGCAUUUCGAUAAGCGCGCCGGCGCAUCAUGGUCUCAUGACGGCAACGAGUUGAUUUCGUACGACUCGCCCGAGGCAGUGCAUGCCAAGGCCGAGUAUAUAAAAAACAAGGGUAUGCUGGGUGCCAUGUUCUGGGAGUUGAGCGGCGAUGUGCCGGCCGACCAGGAUCGUUCGCUCGUGCGUACGAUGGCCCUUGCACUGGGUGAUCUGGAUCAAAGCCAAAACCACAUUGCCUACCCUGAGAGUGUGCAUCCCAACGUGCGCGCCUAG